CUUGCGGAAUUUGCAGUGAACAGCGCUGCAAUAUCGAUCAGGCAGCGACAAGGCAGCCUCCAGACUUCGAACAAGAGGCCUGUUUUCAGACGACAAUACCAAGGAAUCCACAAAACCCCAACGUAUUGUCCAGCGAGGAGAUCAGGCAGCAAUAUUUGACUGAUCAGGAAGGAGCUGUACUCAGUCAUAAGAGCAGGGAUAUUUCUACCCUUACGCUUUGUUCCCUCCUUCCUCAACAUCAGUGCAAGGCUUUGGUCAAGCGAUAGUCUUCUGGGAAAGACUCCAGAGCUCCCACCAUCCAGGUGUCACAUCUGCCGAACACAUCUCAGUAGAGCAGUCAUGCCUGUCACUAUGCAAAACAUUCCCAAUGAGAUCUUGAAGCAGAUCUUGGUGCAAGUUCGUGAACAAGGCGGCUACAGUACGCUCAAGAACGCCCUUCGCGUCUCCCGCCUCUGGAACGACGCAGGUACCCCAGUUCUCUACGAACACGUCGUACUUCACAACGAAAACAUCAGUUCCUUCCUCGACAGCACUUUCAACACACAUGUCGACAUCUGGAGCAUGACUGCAAAGUUCCAUGAGAUGUGGUGCCUGACCCACGGGAGUUGUGUGAGAGAUGCAUCAAGCACUUUCGAAGAAGCCAAGGCUAUGUUUGCGGAACCUUUGCCUCCUGUUGGAGAGCAGAGGACUGGACUGGGUAAAAAGCGUUUUCGCAAUCGUGAGAGGACGUGGGAGCAGGUUCAAUCCUUGACACUGAAUGUCAGACCUGAAGGAUACGGUAGCACACGAGAUGAGAAAACGUGCAGACAGAGGGGUAAGCUGACUCCUUUGGAUGUGCAGCUCAUGAGAUUGGCAAGCAUGCUACCAAGACAAUAUCCUCGACUUGACACCUUCUCCAUCUUCACUCAAGAUCCUUUCUUUGAGGACAAGUCCAAGCUAGAGAGGGAAGGUGCUGGGUUCUUGGACGCCCGAGUCUUUGUCGAGCUUGUCAAGUCAUUGCCAAAAUCUUGCAUCAACCUCGAGCUCGACACCAAUGGUCGCGAGAUUCAGUUCAGUGCAAUGUCGCCUCGCAUAUGUACCAUGAUUCGCGACAUGAUACCCAGACUGCAACAUCUAUCACUUAGAGUGUCCAACAUCUGUGAAUCCAUGAUCGAGUCAAUUUCCAAGACCCGUGAGAAGAGCUAUGUCCAAGCGCCGCAUCUACGCAGUCUCCUGGUAUCAUUCGAGCGCAGAAAUGACCCUCACUGGUUCGACUUGAUGUACGCUCGCAACAUCUGCAGAACGACACACUCAGCCAUGAGCCAUGAUGUACAAAUGAGCACCGGCAGUUCUAUAGGUGGUAAUGACGAAAAGAGCACGAUCCGAUUCGUUGGAGCUCUUCAAGAUGCGCGCCAUAAGGGGGCUUUCCCUCAGGCGAAAAGUAUCCAGGUCGUUACACCAGAGAAGGUACAUCGUCGCGGUUGGGCAUGGUCGAAGAGGGAAAAUGACAAAAUGAUGAUCAUCAGAGAUUGUGUGCAAGAUAAAACACAUGCUCUUCAGUUCCUCCCUUCGAAUAGCAUGUAUAGCCACGACAAGGAUCGUGCUCUGAUCGACCGCCAUGGUGUCUUUGCAAUGGGAGAUAAUGAAGAGCUCAAGUUGUUCGCAGAAGAGGGCGCGUGGGCCUCGACCGCCAGUUACCACGCCAGACUGCCAGUUGACACACCUGAAGUACGGUUUGAGAAGUGCCCGCUCAAGACACUGUCGACCGAGAAGGAAAUGGAGUACUUUGUUGAAAGCUUGGCUAGAGAAAGGCACACGAAGCUGAAAUGUCUUCAUGAGGACCUGACAGAAGAGGAGAGGCAUCCAGGGAGGGUGUUUGACUUCGAAGGAGCCACGUUCCCGUUCAGAGACUUCAUGCCUGAAAAUCUUUGAGAAGACGGAGUGCAUUCGGCUGGAAGCUGAAAGACAUGGUAGGGACAUUUUAGCAUUACGCAUCGUAUGUUGCCUGGCGA
Molecule: messenger RNA, 1991 nt
Organism: Aureobasidium subglaciale EXF-2481
Lineage: Eukaryota; Fungi; Ascomycota; Dothideomycetes; Dothideales; Saccotheciaceae
Exons: 1
Coding region: 340-1911 (523 amino acids)
Source: RefSeq, a predicted model, not a curated record